AAAGUAGCAAUGAAUGAUGAAUUUAGGAAUGUUGGUUGGUGCAUUUGAUCUUUCAAAACAUUACCGUAAGCCUUUAAUCAGCUAAGCCCAAAAGAGUAUUCAUUAAAGUAUCCCAACCUUGUUAAGAAAGUAAAGUACAAGAAAAGUCCGCCGAUUCGCAGGGGAAGUCCCGCAAGGAAAUCCCCAGAAGCGAUGGAAUAUUAUUAUUGUGAAACUCCAUGCACCCAUCUCGAAUAGAGUUGACCUUCUCGCUAGCUGAAGGAUUUGCGGCUGUUGAGCCCACGACAACCUACAGCUUGUACCAAGCGGACGAAGAAUUAAAACGCCAAAUGCUGAUGGAAUAGCUACAUACUGACAACAGUCCAGACAACUGUCAGUGCGAAGUUUCUACCUUGUGGAUAUAAUCUAGAAGUAUUUGCAAUGGAAAAUGUCGAGAAGGAAAACGAGGUGCUGAAAACCAAACUUCAGAGUUACAAUACGCUAAAUACGUUUUAUCACGAAACACGUCAGGAAAUCGCUUCGCUAAGUCAUCAGAUAUGCAAGAAGGACAAUAUUAUUGCAGAUCUUAAGGCAAGAUUGGGAAGAUAUGAGAAAACCGCCGUUCAUUUGGAAGGAGAGGAACCUCUUGUAUUCGGGCCUUCUAAGUCUUUGUUCGACAAUUUGUGCAAGGAAAUCGCCACAUAUAAACGGAAAUUAAGAGACGCGGAGGCACUCUCUGUCCAACAAUUGGAAAAGAGCAAACUAGAGAUCCAGCGGCUGCAGCAGCAGGUGAGGGAGAAGGACCAGGAGAUCCUGAGGAUCACGCACAGGCCCCAGCAUGAGAAGGACCUGGAGAUCCAGCAGCUGCAGCGCACAUUGGCGGAACGGGAUCGCACACAGGCCACCAGGGCGGUGCUGUGCAGCUCACUGGCGGAGGAGGCCGACCAGCUCAGGGCCCAGCUGGGAGCCACAGUUGGGGUGUGUCAGGAGCUGUUGAGGAGGCUGGAGAUGAAGAAGCAGGAGGACGGCUCAGACGAGGGCCGCACACCCUCACAGCAACCUGGUGAGUGUACAGUGUCUGCAAAAGCUGCUCAUCUUAACCCCAUUGUCUGCAAACUACAAGAGGAGAACAAAGUGCUGAAGCAAAGAGUGGCUUAUGUGGAAAGCCUUAAUGCCAAGUGGCAGAAGUAUGACUUGAGCAGGGAGGAUUAUGUGAAGGGCCUGUGCCAGAGGCUGAAGGAGGUAAAUGUGCCGGCGGAGCUGCGGCCCGCCAACGCCGGCAUGCUGCAGCAGGAGAUCCUGAGACUGAACCGGCAGCUGGAGGAGAAGAUGAGAGACUGCGCCAAGCUGGGGAGGGAGCUGGAGGAUGUCAGGAGGAAGGACAAAGAGCACAUCCAGAUGCUGGAGCAGCAGGUCCUCAUUUAUGUGGAUGACUUCAAGAGUGAGCGUUCUGACCGGGAGCGGGCCCAAAGCAAAAUUCAGGACCUCGAGGAAGAAGUGCUGCGCCUCAAACUACAGCUCCGAACACAGGACGCAAAAGAUGCCGCAGGACCGGUGUGCCGAGUUCACACCGGACGCAGGACCGGCGGUCACAUUCAGACCGACACCGCCGAGCCGCUGCAGAGGAACGCGGCGGAUCAGCCAGGGGCAAGCCGAGCAAGCGGCCCGUCCACACAGGGGCCUGUUCGGACUGAGCGCAAAGGCCCGACAGACUUACAGUGUCCCCGCUGUCUGACGUCUUACGGCGACGAUCAAACUGGCGAAUUCCUGAAGCACUGUACAGAGUGCGCCAACCUCUAAGAGAGGGUGACGGAGAUCACUGGAAAACUGCAGUGGGAGCUGCAAGCCCUGAAGUAAAGCACUACGUGUCAGAAAGGUCAACUGUGAAGAACACAAGGUCUGGAGCUGGCGGUUUACAUAACAACUUAUUUCAGGAGUAUCUUUUUAAAGCCACUAUUCAGCCAAAUUGAAAACCAUUUUCAUUGCACGUUUUGGUAUUCAAAUGCUACAGUUUUGUUCAAAGAAAGAGCCAGGUUAAAUCAAUCACUAUGCUGUAAAAGACAGUAUAUUGUGGAUUUAUCACGGACUUUGUCAUUUCUGCUAAUCCAUUGUUAAGGGUUACGCUUUCUGGGCUGUCCUGUUUGAUUAAGCAGACUCAGACAGAAAGUGGUCUAACCUUAAAUUCUUUUUACAAAUUCAAGCGUGUACCUAUUUAUAUCUGAACAUGCCGUUAAUUCAUUAUU
This is a messenger RNA of Megalops cyprinoides (Indo-Pacific tarpon), 2222 nucleotides long. RefSeq names its product TNFAIP3-interacting protein 2-like. The coding region runs from base 421 to 1779 and encodes 452 amino acids. The transcript is spliced from 6 exons. Gene Ontology annotation, molecular function: K63-linked polyubiquitin modification-dependent protein binding. Gene Ontology annotation, biological process: regulation of transcription by RNA polymerase II; cellular response to lipopolysaccharide. NCBI's taxonomy places the organism in Eukaryota, Metazoa, Chordata, Actinopteri, Elopiformes, Megalopidae. The record is from RefSeq and is a predicted model, not a curated record.